This is a messenger RNA of Erythranthe guttata (spotted monkey flower), 1440 nucleotides long. RefSeq lists its product as uncharacterized. NCBI's taxonomy places the organism in Eukaryota, Viridiplantae, Streptophyta, Magnoliopsida, Lamiales, Phrymaceae. The record is from RefSeq and is a predicted model, not a curated record.
AAAAAAGGCAUUCUUUUAGGUUCUUCCAGAAUUGUCGGUUCCCUUCCGCCACCUUUCUAACUACUCUGCAACUGUUGUCUCUCUACAUUUCUAGAGAGAGAAACAACACAGCACAACACAACACACCUUUUCUCCCGUUGUAUAAAUUUUUCAAUCCAAAUUUCAAACAGACAGCCGCUGUAAGGAAAUAUAUAAUGCUGACGUCAGGCGCCAGCGGGAGGAUCAACGCGUUGUUUUCUCUGCGCGUUCUGAGGAGUUUGUGGCUGCUGCUAAGCUCAUUCCUCCUGAUUUUCCUGCUGCCGUUCCGUGGGAGGCGGCGGUGCGCGGCGGCGUCGCCGCCGGGGAAGGUGGUGAGGGUUCCGGCGGCGAUGGUGCCGAGGAAGAGCGCGGUGGAUAAGGAGGUGGCGGCGCGGCGGGCGUUGGCGAUUAAGAGGGUUACGGAGGAUAACGGCGGCGAGUUUGGUGGUGAUUAUUACAAGGAAACAAAUAGGGAGUUCUCUUUGUUCGUUAAUUCAAGAAACGACACCGUUUUUACCCAAUCCUGGACCUCUGUUCAUAUUCAAGUCAGGGGAGUGGUUAUUCUCUUGCAUGGCCUGAACGAGCACAGUGGUAGAUAUAAUGAUUUUGCCAAGAAGCUUAAUGCAAAUGGCUUCAAGGUUUACGGUAUGGAUUGGAUCGGACACGGUGGAAGUGAUGGACUGCACGCCUACGUUCAUUCUCUCGAUUAUGCUGUUAAUGACAUGAAAUUGUUUCUUGGGAAGGUUUUAUCCGAAAAUCCAGGAGUUCCUUGCUUCUGCUUUGGACACUCAACUGGUGGAGCUAUAGUCCUCAAGGCAGUUCUCGAUCCGAAAGUGAGACAAUGUAUAGCUGGCAUUGUUCUGACUUCGCCUGCCGUUGGAGUUAAGCCUUCCCAUCCGAUUUUCGCAGUGCUCGCCCCGAUUUUCUCGUUCUUGUUGCCAAGGUUCCAAUUCAGUGCGGCGAACAAGGAGGGUAUAACGGUCUCCCGAGAUCCGGAGGCACUAGUGGCAAAGUACUCGGACCCACUGGUGUUCACCGGAUCCAUAAGGAUACGAACCGGGUACGAAAUCCUCCGCAUCACCGCCCACUUGCAGCAGAACUUGACCCGUCUAACCGCCCCGUUUCUCGUGCUCCACGGUACGGACGAUUCGGUAACCGACCCGGAAGCCUCGAUGAAGCUCCACGAAGAGGCCUCGUCGGCCGACAAGACAAUCAAGCUCUAUCGAGGGUUGUUGCAUGACUUGCUUUUCGAACCCGAAAAGGAAGAAGUCGUGGACGAUAUUAUUGCGUGGUUGAGUGAUAGAUUGCCGGUUUAGUAGAAGGGUGGGGCCCGGCCAAAUAUGUAUUCGAAAUUUCUCUUUAGGGACCCGCAUUAUUUAUGGGAGCCAAGAUUUUGUUUGAGAGGACGGGGGCCAUGACCCC